Bombina bombina (fire-bellied toad) is the source of this 672-nucleotide messenger RNA. RefSeq lists its product as uncharacterized. Bases 1 to 672 code for a protein of 223 amino acids. The transcript has 3 exons. The record is from RefSeq and is a predicted model, not a curated record. Lineage: Eukaryota; Metazoa; Chordata; Amphibia; Anura; Bombinatoridae.
AUGUGCUGUGUAACCGUUUGUGAAACAGAAGCUCCUGUGUAUAAGCUGCUGAGUGUCCGGAGAACCCGCCACAGCCUGGUGCAACUGAUCACGGGAGUGAGGACUCCAGGAACAGAGGGCGAUGAUACAGGGGGUGAUGACACAGGCACAGGGGUCAGAGAGUCAGGGACUGAGGGUGAUGACCCAGGCACAGGGGUGAGAGAGUCAGGAACAGAGGGUGAUGGCACAGGCACAGGUGUGAGAGAGUCAGGAACAGAGGGUGAUGAUGACCCAGGCACAGGGGUGAGAGAGCAAAGAACAGAGGGUGAUGACACAGGGGUGAGAGAGUCAGACACAGAGGGUGAGGACCCAGGCACAGGUGUGAGAGAGUCAGGAACAGAGGGUGAUGUCCCAGGCACAGGCACAGAUGGUGAUGACCCAGGCACAGAGAGUGAUGACCCAGGCACAGGGGUGAGAGAGCCAGUAACAGAGGGUUAUGACACAGGGGUGAGAGAGUCAGGAACAGAGGGUGAGGAUCCAGGCACAGGAGUGAGAGAGUCAGGUACAGAGGAUGAUGACCCAGGCACAGGGUUGAGAGAGCCAGGAACAGAGGGUGAUGGCACAGGUGUGAGAGAGUCAGGAACAGAUGGUGAUGGCACAGGUGUGAGAGUGAUGACCCAGGCACAGGGGUGA